AUGAUGCCAGAACAUAUCUAUAGUACACACGUGCAUGAAGUAUUGAAGACAGAAAAAAAUUCCGGAACUGUGAAAUAUCUAGCACCUGAGGCAGCUCUUGUUUUUCAUCUAAGACGUGUGAUGCCUGAGAAGUUGUGGUCGACGAAUUCGACGAAACAAACAAAUGCGCUUGCUAAAUUCAUCCAGACAUGCAAUAAUUCGUGGAAAAAACGGUUGAAAACAAUUGCACGCAUUCCGGAAGCGGAAAUAUUACAUGGCAGUAUUUGGCCGAAUCGUGGAACUGAGGUAAUCCAAGAAAUGGAAGCAUGCCGGGAAAAUCUUACUGCUCAGCAGGGCGAAAGAUGUGCUGCGCCAUAUCGCUGUAUUUCAGAGCUUACAGCUGUUAAUAGGAGCGAAUGGAUUUUUGCGCAACAGACUUGGGUGGCUUUGUAG
This is a messenger RNA of Gongylonema pulchrum, 432 nucleotides long. NCBI's taxonomy places the organism in Eukaryota, Metazoa, Nematoda, Chromadorea, Rhabditida, Gongylonematidae. The record is from the annotation of a GenBank genome assembly.